AUGUCUAUACUAGCUAUACUUAGCUAUACAAAUACGUUGGAAGAACUUGGACUAACGAUUGAAUUCAAGUGUGCUCAUAGACAUACCGCUUCCUCGUGUUCAUACCGUUUUUCGCUGAGUGGUAUAAUUGAUUUUUUCAAGACGUAUAUUGAUACGCGCUUUUACACCGGCCACAAGUUGGAUUUCAAACAACACAGUUGUGCCGGCGGCCCUGUGUCCGGUGGUGGCGUCGUCGGCAAUACCAUCUCGAAUUCCCUUCAGGUGCAUCACGUACAUCAGCCUCAUUUGUCUACUAGUAAUCCGUCUGCCCAUUUACCACCGCAUCAUUCUCUCUUGCAUCCACAUCACGCCGGUACCGCUGCCGUAUCGCACGCAGCCGUCCAAGCUCACGCCGUCGGCUUAUCGCAUAGCGGUUUACCGCCCAUAGGACAACAGCAGCAGCAGCAGCAAUCAGUUUCAGUAGCACCGACCGCACAACAACAGCCUUCACACCAGCAGCAACAACAAUCGGCGCAGGCACAAGCCCAACAGUUACAUACACCAACUUCCGUCGGUUGUGCGACCAGUAACGGCAGCGCCACCUCCGGUAGUGGCAGCAGUGCCAUCGGCUCGAAUUCCGUAUCGUCGUUGGUCAUUGGCAACGGACCCGGUUCGGGUGGUAAUAACGUCCAUCCGAUUUCGUCGGUGGCCACAUCUGUUUCAACGGCUUCUUCCAUACCUCACAUCGUUCCACCCAGCCUGGGACUGAGUCCACAAUCCAGUGCAGACUCCCAACAGUUUAAUAUAUUUCCGGCUAUAUUUAGUCGACAACUCAAUUUCACUGCGGGUACUUGCGGCCAAAGCAAACUUUCAAUGGAUGAACUGCGUCCGAAUUUGGUUGGCGGUUUGUUGGGCUUGCAACAAGGCUUAUUAGAUGACCAUGCGGCGAAUAUGCAGCAUGCUGGUGUAUCUCAAGAUACGAAAUUCAUGUCAUUUCAAGAUAAUCGGUUAAUGGGCAUUACUUCCUCGCAUGAGAACCGUUUACUCGGCCUAACUUCAUCGAUGCAAGAUACUCGUUCCCCACUCACAUCCAUCGACAAGGGCUCGCUUAAUCACCAACGCAAAUGCAGUAGUACACCCGAAGACUUUAGCUCAUUGUACUCCGGCUUGCCCACACCUGGCAUGGACACGUCUUCGCACCAUCACACACCCGCGCACACGCCACCAACGCGACUUUCUGACCAUUCGAUAUCCGCGGAAGGUGCAUUUAAGAAGCUCAAGCCCGAACCUAAUACGGGACUCUCGUCUGUUUCCGGCGGUGUCACGUCGCCCGGAAAUGGUUUAUCUUCGUUAAGUCAACAUGCCGGCCAUACACCGACCACAGCAUCCUGCCCGACUCCAGCGAGACGAAGACAUCGGACGACGUUUACACAGGAGCAACUAGCCGAGCUGGAGGCAGCAUUUGCAAAAUCACAUUACCCGGACAUUUACUGCAGAGAGGAACUGGCACGAACGACGAAGCUGAAUGAAGCACGAAUACAAGUUUGGUUUCAAAAUCGACGCGCAAAAUACCGAAAACAGGAAAAACAGCUGCAGAAAGCUUUAGCUCCAUCUGUGAUCCCCUCCUGCAAUGGUAUGAUGAGGAAUAUUCAAGGAUAUGGUGUAUCACGUGGUUACCAGCCCUAUCCACAUCAUAAUUCGAUAAAUCGAUAUCCACAGGACUUAUUUCAAAUGGGCGCUUCCUCAUAUCCUGGCAUGACACAACCUUUCACAAUGACGCAUGGCAGCAAUAUGGGUUCCGUGGGGGUGCGGCAAGAUUCAAUGGGUAUGUCACCGGAGGAUGAAUGGUACAACAAAAGCUUAUCAGCCUUACGCAUGAACAGUUCGCACCAUCCUAACUUAUCCGCGCCAAUGCUGCAAUAUCAAACAUAAUCGAAGACUUUUGACGACUUCUUUUAAAAUACAAAUAUGGAGCUAUGAAAUGAAAAUUGGGAUCCUGGUUCUCUGGGUUAUUCAAUAUUUGUAUUUUAAAGGAAUGCCGUCAAGUGAUGAAUUACUAAUGUAUGUAGGUAGAAUAUGGACAGUGUCACCCAUGUCAGGUGCAAGUUUGUUAAACGUUUUUUAAAACAAAUCGCAAUAUCAAAAAUAGCAUGAUCAAAUGGAAAGUGAAAAAAUAAUUUAUAAGUCCCAAAACAAAAGAAAGUGUAUAUUAUGUAUGAUUAAUUGUGACAAUGUGAAUGUUGUGUACAUAUACCUAAGCAUAAAGCUAAGGUGCGUAUUGAAAUCAUAGAACCUAAAAAUGGAUUUCUACAUACAUACAUAUAUUCUAAAUAUGAUAUUGGCCAAGUUUUUUUGAAUUUAAUGUGCAUCUUCAGUAAUUUUUGAAAGUAUUUUACUGCGAUAAAGUUAAGAUUAGAAGUAAAAUGACUCUGGUGCUUGAUCCUUUCAUUAUUUUUUUUUUUGUCGUUGAUUUUCUUUUUGUAAAAAACACUUUUCUUCACAUUGGCUCUCAUUUUUUAUGUAAGAUCUAUUAUAUCCAAGAUUUAUUCCUGAAAGGGAAAUUCAUUUUUUUGGUAAUAAUUUAAAUAUUUAAUUUAGAUUACUAUAUAUGAUUAAUUUAGGUCAUUUGAAAAAGGUCACCGCGAUCAGCGCUGUUUUGCUUGAUGUUGUCAGUUGUGACACACUUCAGUAGAGAUUUGUAGUUAAAAAUUUCAUUGACACACAUAUGUAUAUCGGGUCUCCUUUUUAGUCAGUCUCAUUUAAAGACGUGCUUACAUGACGUUUAUAUUUGACAACUUUCAUUAUUGUACGCUGAACAGGGUAUAUCAAGUUUGUAACACCCAGAAGGAAGCGUCGGAGACCCUAUAAAGUAUA
Messenger RNA from Bactrocera tryoni, 2853 nucleotides. Its product is annotated as muscle segmentation homeobox. The transcript has 7 exons. Gene Ontology annotation, molecular function: RNA polymerase II transcription regulatory region sequence-specific DNA binding; DNA-binding transcription factor activity, RNA polymerase II-specific. Bases 1 to 1911 code for a protein of 636 amino acids. Gene Ontology annotation, biological process: regulation of transcription by RNA polymerase II. NCBI's taxonomy places the organism in Eukaryota, Metazoa, Arthropoda, Insecta, Diptera, Tephritidae. The record is from RefSeq and is a predicted model, not a curated record.